UAUUAUUAUUAUUCAGCAUUUAUUAACAUGGCGGAUCACGACAAAGGACGCAGAAAAUGGGGAAGAAAUUCACACGGGUCAAGAGUAGAUAGAGAUCAAUCAAUGAAUAAUCGUGGAGGUGGUCAUCGUAUACCUCAGCCUCUUUAUACACCAGGAAGUGGUCCAUUAAAAAAAACAGGACGUCAAUGUGAUGAUUAUGAAUCAACAAUGGAAGUUAAUCAACAACAAGAACGUCAAAAACAAUCAUCAAUACAAGAUAGACUUAGUUUACCACAACAAAAUAAUCGUAAUCCAAUGACAAAAAGUCAUCCUGGUUCACAACAAACACCAGAAGUAUUGGUUGAAAAAUUACGUCUUGCUAAUCUUAAUCAAAAUAAUGAGCCAAUUAUGACAAAUACAUUUGGAAGAAAAAAUAAAAAACCAGAACAACCAUUGUAUAUUGCAAAAAAACUUCAAGAACAACCUGCUGAACGAGAAGUUGUCAACAGUUCAUUAAAUCCAAGUGGCUGGGAAAGAGAAUCACGAGAAUCACGUGAAGACUGGGAUACUCAAUCAACACACAGUCAAAGAUCAGAUCAUCAUCGUAAUCGUCAAGUAAGAAAUCAACAUCAAGAUAACAGAAAUCAACAUGAUCAUAAUAAACGUUAUUCUGGUAAUAGAAAUAGAAAUAGAAAUACAAAUGAAAAUGAUAAUAAUAAUUGGCGUCCAGAAUCACCAAGAGGUUUUAAUAAUAGACGUGAUACACGUCAAGGUUCUGAGCCACCACAAAAUAAUAAUAUUAAUCAACAAGUUAAUACAAAUGAUAAUAAUAACAGUAAUAAUAAUAAUCGUACACGUGAUACAAGAAGUGUUGAACCAAUGGGUUAUGAUAAAUUUCAACGUAAACCACCAACUGGACGUUAUAGAAAUAAUAUGAAAGCACCAAUUAAAAUUGAAAAUUUACCACCAAGAUUACAAAAAAAAUAUCGUGAAGAAAAUGGAUUAGAACAUCCACCAUCAUAUCAAGAUGAUAAUUAUGAUCCAAUACCAACAAAUCCAUCUGGUUAUUAUCCACAUGGAGCAAAAUUACCAAAUUCAAAAACAAUGGAUAAUAUACAACAAAAAAUUAAUUUACAACCACCACAAAAUUGGUCAAAUACAAUACCAGCACGUUCAAGAGGACGUGGUAGACUUAGACCAGAUGAACUUGAUACUCAUUAUAGACCAAAUACACCAGAUCAAUAUUCAGCACCAAAUUCAAGAUCACAUACACCAAAUCAAGAAUUAAUAAAUCGUUCAUAUGACAGAAGAGGUAGUAACAGUACAAUGUAUACAAGUAUAGAAAGUUUAAGUAAAGAUAAUAUAACAAUGCCACCACCAUCAUCAUCAUCACAACCACCAUCAUUAUUAUCACUACAAACAAUUGCACCAACAACAAUACAUAAUCAAAGUGGAUAUAAUCGUCAAUCAAGAUCAUCAUCAAAUAAUUAUCAAUCACAACAACAAAAAAAUAAUAAUAAUAACAAUAAUUUUAAAAAUCAUAAUAGAAAUAAUGAAAAUUUAAAUGAUAAACAAAAACAAAAUGAUAAAAAUCAAUUGACAACAAUAAUUAAUAAUAAUAAAAUAGAAUCAUCAAUUAAUUUACAUUAUGAUAUGCCAAUUGAAAGACUUGAUUGGAGUGAAGAAGUUGAUAUUGAAGAAGAACUUAAUUUUGAUAAUGAUAAAGAUAGUCGUAGUUCAUCAGUUAUGAGUUAUCAUGAUAAUCCAAGUAUAUCUGGUGAUAAUACAAUACGUAAUAGAUCUGUUAGAAGAAAAAAAAGACGUGAUAGACGUUAUAAUGAACAACGUAGUGAUGAUAGUUGUGAAAAAAUUAAUAAUAAACGUGAUAAUAGUCGUGAAUUAAUUAAUAAUCAACAUAAUAGAGAAAAUAAUUGUUUUAAUAUUAAUAAUAGUAAUGAUAAUCAAAAUAGUAAUAAUAAUAAUUGUAGAAAUGAACGUUAUGAUAAUAGACGUAGACAAAAUAUUAAUCAUAAAAGUAGAGAAUCAAGUAAAGAACGUUGUUAUAAAAGAAAUGAUGAUACAACAAUAAAAAAUCGUAUUGAUAUUGAAGAAAAUUGGAGAACAGGAAAAAGAAUAUCAAUUUGUGAUUCUGAAGAUGAUAGAAAAACUCCAUCAAUGUCAAAUUUUAAUUUAUCAACAAGAUCUAUAUCACCAGUUAAAUUAAAUAAUUCACAACAACCAGGUAUACUUGUACUACCUGAUACACCAGUUAAUACAAAUACAAAUACAAAUAUUAUUAAAAAUGAUAAAAGAACAUCACCAGGUACACAAAAAAUAUUAUUUGAUCCAAAUAAUCCAAAUAAACCAAUAAUAGUACCAUCAUCAAAUAGUACUAGAACAAAUGAUGGAUGUUUAAAUACUAGUGUUAAUUAUUCACCAUCAAGUUUUCAAUUAUCAUUACAAUUAGAUGGUACACCAUUAUCAUAUAUUACUGAUCAAAUAAUUAAUCAAAGACCAUCAUGGUAUGAUUCUGUAUCAGAUACAUUAAAAUCAUCUAAAAAUCCAUGUCUUUUACUUGGUGUUGAAACAAUGGAUCGUGAAUUAACUAGGUUAUUAUCAUCAAGUGGUCUUGCUGCAAAUUGGGAUCGUGUUGAAUUUUUACGUCAUUCAUUACAACAAAGUUUAACAACAUUACUUAAAACUGAUUUAAAAUUUUGUCAAACUGAAAAUAUUGAACAACAUUUUUGGAAAAUACUUUAUUAUAAUAUCAUUGAAAUGUUAAGAAAAAUUAUGAUUAAAGAAGAUAAUGAAGGUAAAAAAUUAUGUAAAAAAACAAUGCUUAAAAUGAUUGAUGAUGGUGUUUGUUAUUUUGAAAGUUUAUUAAAUAUACUUGAAACAACAUAUAAUUUUAAAUUAGAUACUUAUCUAUCAUCAAGUUCACCACCAAAAGGUCUUGGUUUUAUUGGUUUAGCAUUAAAUAGUGCACAAAAAAUAUUUUUAUUUCUUGGUGAUUUAGCAAGAUACAAAGAACAAGCUAAUGAAACAACUAAUUAUGGAAAAUCAAGACAAUGGUAUUUAAAAGCUCAACAAAUUAAUUCUAAAAAUGGAAGACCCUAUAAUCAAUUGGCACUAUUGGCUCAUUAUGCUAGAAGAAAAUUAGAUGCUGUUUAUUAUUAUAUGAGAGCGUUGAUGGCUUCAAAUCCAUUUCAUUCAGCAAGAGAAAGUCUCAUUGCUUUAUUUGAUGAAAAUAGAAAAAAGUAUCUACACUAUUAUGAAUCAACUGAACGUAAACGAAAAGAAGAACGUGAAUGGAAAGAACGUGCAAGAAUGAAGGAAAAAGAAGGUGCUAAUAAUAUUAGUGGUGGUUUACGACGUGAAAUAUGGAUUCAUCCUGAUGGAAAAAGAAUGCGACGUACAACUUCAACAGCAAGUGCUAGUGAUGUUGUUGCAAUCAGUGAUUUAGAAGAGCUUGCACAAUUAAGCAGUGUCGAGGUUAACAAAAGAUUUGUAACAUCUUAUCUUCAUGUGCAUGGAAAACUCAUCACCAAGAUAGGAAUGGAGACAUUCCAAGAAGCAGCUAUUCAGAUGUUGCGUGAGUUUAGAGCUUUAUUGCAACAUACGCCUUUACCACUUCCGGGGACUCGAUUGUUACAGUUGCUUGCACUAAACAUGUUUGCAAUAGAAACAACUCAGCUAAAAGAUUUACAAAUGGAACAGGGUUACAGAUCAGAGGUUCAAGAACGUGCACUAGUAGUAUCACUGCAGAUGUUUAAUUUGAUAGUAGAAAGAGGUGUCUCAUUGCUUAAGUCACAACUUGAGAAUCAACAACAACCAAGACUUGUUGUAGAUGAGGACAUGCAGGUCCUUCUUCCAGCUAUCAAGAUUUGGUGUGAUUGGAUGCUGUGCCACAGUACAGUCUGGAAUCCACCACCUUCCUGCAUGGAUUAUCGAGUUGGACCAACUGGUGAUGCUUGGAGUAGACUUGCAACGAUGGUUAAUCUUCUUGAAAGACUACCAUAUUCAAAAAAAGUACUAAUUCAUUCACGUGAUCCUGUUGAACGUGAAAAUGAAUUAAAUUUAGUUAGAUUACCAGAAGAUACAACCUUGUCUGGUUUUACACCACUUAUGUCAAAUCCCCCAGAGCCAUUUUAUGUUUUAAAAAUAGAUGAUGAGGAAGUUGCACAAGUUUGUUUAAGAAUACAUAAAAUAUUAUUUUUUGGACAAGUAUUUCUAUGUGGUCUUGAAACACCAGUAUUAAAAUUACAAAAAAGUGAAACUGGUAUUAGUGAAUAUGUGUCGUUAGUUGAAACAUCAAAUACUGGCUCAAUAAAUACACCACCUGAACAUAGUGAUUCUGAAUUACUUGUUGAUAGUUAUAGUGAAGAUGAUGAUGAUGAUAAUGCAAUAUCAUUAAAAAAAAAUUUUUUUACAAAUGAUACAAAUGAUUUAAAAUCACAACCAGAGAUAAGAUCACUUAUUGAACGUAAAGAAGAACUUGAAAGAUGUCAAAAAAAACAAGAACAUCAUCGAAAAAGGAUUCAGGAUAUACUUCAAAAAUCUCCACUGUCUGUUGAAAUUGAAAUACGACCACGACAAUUAGUACCAGAUACAAAUUGUUUUAUUGAUUAUUUAUCACAAUUACAAAUAAUAACACGAGCAGUAUCAGGAACACAACCACUAUUUACACUUAUGGUUCCACUUGUUGUUUUAAAUGAACUUGAAGGUUUAGCUAGAGGUGCUGAUCCAAAAGAUGGUCCAAUAUCAAGAUCAGCAUUGACAAGUGAUCAUAUUGCUAGAGUUGCUAAAUCAGCAAAAUUAGCACUUGAAUUUGCUAGAAGUAAAAAUCCAGCAAUAAGAUGUUUAACAACACGUGGUACUGUAUUAUCAUCAAGUACAUUUACCGUUGAGGAAGAUGUCACACUUGAUGGCUUAACAAGUAAUGACGAUAGAAUUCUAGCAACUUGUCUUAGUCUUUGUAAAACUAAUAAUAAAGAUCAUAUUGUUAAUGAAGAAGGACAGCCAAGACGAUUGAGACGAGAUGUUGUUUUACUAACUGAAGAUCGUAAUUUGAGAGUCAAGGCAUUGUCAAGAGAUGUACCUGUUAGAGAAGUACCAGAUUUUAUGCAAUGGGCUAGUCUUGGUUAAGAUUGUUCAAUUUUUUUUAUUUAAAAUUCACUUACAAAAUUUAACACUAAAUAAAUUAACAAUUAAAAUAUAGUUUUUUUUUUUUUUCCAUAGACAAAUCAGUCGGUUAAUUUAAAUUUUUUUACUAAUAUAACUAAAUUAUAUUUAAAAAACAAAAGAAAGAACUUUUUUUUAUUUUUGCGAUUAUUUUUUUAUUGAUUUUUUUUUUUUUCUUUAUUUAAUUUUAUAAAUUUGAUAAAUGACAAUCCGUAAUGAUACGUUAAAUACUGAUUUGAAUAAAUUUAAAAAAGAGUAGUUGUUAUUGUUAAAUUAAUAUGCCACAAAAAUACUGUAAAAUAUGUCGAUAAAUUCAUUAGAGUUUUUUUUUUUUCUUGUUGAUUUAUUAAAAGAAAAAAAAGAAUAAUAAUUUCUCAAGAUAGACGUAGAUAUUGACUUUAAAUGACUAACACAAAAGUGAUAAAUACAAUUGAAUAUUGUAUUGCUGCUGUUUAUAAAAAACAUUUUAAUAUUUGCAAUUUGUAAUAAUAAUUUUUACUGGUUGAUAAUAAUUAAUGACUAAUUAUAUAUUCAAAGAUCAGAUGAUAAUGGAUUUUUCCUUUUUUUUUUUUUUACAUUUUGAUCUUGAUAUGUAAUUUAAAAUAAUAAUGACAAAUAAAAAAAAUGAAUAAUUAUUAAAGUAAUGGUUAUUGAUGUUAUGACACUGAUGACGAUAUUUCAGCAUGAUAAAAAAUUAUUUAAUUGUUUUUAAUUUAAUUAAUGACUGGUUUUAAAUAUUACUUAUUCAAUAAAAUUAUUUUCAAAUAGAUAAAAAUGAACAAAGAAGCAACAGAAGAAAAAAUCAUUAAUGUCGAGUUGAAUAAAUGAUAAUUAGAAUUUAUUUUAGAAAAAUAUAAAUGAAUUUAGUACUAACUUUUAUUAGAGAACACGUUCAGUCUUUUUAUUAGUAUGUCUAGUUGCAGAAUAAUUGUUUGUCAAAAAAAUUGAUAAAUCAGGUAUAAUGAUCCAGUGAAUAUUUUUCAAAAUAUAUGUGAGAUUGUUGAUUAACUAGAUAGGCACCUAUUAGUAAUUUUAAUUUACAACAGAUAUUUUAUUGUAAUAGUAACAUUCCGACGAUGUAUGAAAUUAAUAAUAAUAAAUGAGCCACAUUGUUUAUGAUAAUUAAAAGAAAUUACUGUAACUGAAUGAAUUUAUUUUCAUGAAAAAAACAUUGUCGGAAUAAAUUUAUAUAUUUGGAUAAAAAGAAAGAAUACGAAAAAAUAGAUAUAUAUCUAUUUUUCAGAUGGAAGAAAUUAGAAUUAACUACUUAAAUAUGAUAAUUUAGGAAAAAUGUACAAUAUAAAAAUUAAUAUGAUGAAAUAUGAUAACUGAAAUUAUAGAGAAUAAAAAAAAUCCUUAUAAAAAAAAAACAAUUGUCAUUGAUCUUUCUGGCAUUUG
Messenger RNA from Aphidius gifuensis, 6558 nucleotides. RefSeq lists its product as uncharacterized. The record is from RefSeq and is a predicted model, not a curated record. The coding region runs from base 28 to 5124 and encodes 1698 amino acids. Lineage: Eukaryota; Metazoa; Arthropoda; Insecta; Hymenoptera; Braconidae. The transcript has 16 exons. Gene Ontology annotation, molecular function: protein binding; telomerase RNA binding; telomeric repeat DNA binding. Gene Ontology annotation, cellular component: telomerase holoenzyme complex. Gene Ontology annotation, biological process: nuclear-transcribed mRNA catabolic process, nonsense-mediated decay.